GCACGUUUGUUGGUCAAUUGAUUUUAAUUAAGUUAAAAACUGGCUCCCCUCAAUCUGCAUACAUGUUCACGGCCUCGUGCUGCGCCUGUCCGGUCUCACCCCUAGAAGUGCCGUCUUCCCGUUGCCUACGUCACCCCAUGCCUCACCAAAUACCAGAGCCUCUGUCUCCCUCCCCGUUGUCACCCUUCCUCCUGAGCUGCUACUGUUCGUUACACUUAACUCAGUUAUUGUGCUUCACACGAGAACUGCUGUGGAUCAUGUCCUUUAUGUCCGCUGACUGUGCAAACCACUUGGGACAGAAUAUUAAGUCUGACAGUCUGGGGUUCAGAUCCUAGGUCUGUCUCUUAUUCCCUGUGCAAACGUGUUCCCUCUCUGAGCCGGUUUCUCUUGUAGUAACUAAGGAGUAAGGAUAUAAAAUGCUACUGUAGGUCUGGCACUUCCUGGGUGUUCAAUAGGUAGAUGCUAUAAUUUGGGUAUUUGGUGAUGGAGGAGCAAUGGAUUAUCAUUUAUUCACUUACUCCAUCCAGGUACAUGUAGGACAUCUUUGGUGUAGAAUUCACAAAGCUCUUUUACAGUUACUUUUGUUGAGUGGGUGUCAGAUAAAUGCCUAAUGAUAUCUGCAGUGUUUCCAAAGCUUUCAAGAGGUUUUCCAGUCUUCAUGGCCAGGACUUUUUCUGGCAGUAGUCACACGCUGUCUUCCUUAGGUGUGACCUACGCAGGAGCAGGCGAGCCCUCCGGCCCUCCCCAUGGGAGGCCUGCGCAGUGCCCUCUCUGCCUACCGAGUCGAGGUGAAUUCCGUGCUUGCUUCCCUUUGUCCCUGCUUGCCCGCCUCUCUUGCCUGAAGUCUUAUCUUGUCCUCUGGGAGGUAUGCUAAGUGCUCUGCCAGCCUGCCUGAGUGCCUGGCCUGUUUUUUCUCACUGCCAGCACCUCCUGGAUUCCAACUCCAAACAUGGUAACCCUCUGGGGUCACCCUUUCUUCCGGUGCCAAGAGAGAACGCAUUCCAAAUGGAACACAAGUGUGCGUCCCAUGCUGGGCUCUCUGCAUUCUGCUUGGGAGCAACAGGGAGCAGGAUGUGGCUGCCUCAGCCCACACUGCUUAGGUUUUCAGUCUCAUUGUCCUUCCUUUCUCUCAGGACAGUUGAGGUUUUCCAAUAAGAACCAAAUAUAAAGACCGUUCUAAGACACCUGGAGCCAAGGAAGCUUGCCAGGCUGCCGCAGGGAGAGCCGCAGGCUUGCUGAGGCAGAGAGAGAAAGUUUUGAAAUUCUCCAUGCAGUGUGCUAUGUGCUGGUAUUCAUCCCCAAAGCCACCAGAAGCAUUCCUCCCAGCAGAGGUGGAGCUGGUGGUGAGAAGCUGCAGGUGAGAAGAUAUCUGGGAGGACAGAUUAAUUCAUCUGAGCUUCUCGUCUGAGGACAGCAGCAGAGCCCAGCGAGCCUUUGAGCCACCCCAGAGAUGAGCACCAACAGCAGCACGGUGGGCCAGCUCCUCUGGCAGGGGCCUGUGUGUCUGAGCUGGAAGCAGGAUCUGGAAGGGGCUGUUUACCACUUGGCUAACUGCUUCUUGCUCCUGGGCUUCAUGGGAGGCAGCGGAGUAUAUGGAUGCUUCUACCUUUUUGGCUUUCUGGGCACGGGCUACAUGUGCUGCGUGCUGUGGGGCUGGUUCAAUGCCUGUGGGCUGGACAUCGUCCUGUGGAGUCUCCUGUUGGCAGUGGCCUGCCUGCUGCAGCUGGCACAUCUGGUCUACCGCCUGCGCAUGGACACCCUCCCUGAGGAGUUUGACCUCCUCUACAAGACACUGUGGCUGCCCCUGCAGGUGCCCCUGCACACCUACAAGGAGAUUGUACUCUGCUGCCAGGAGCAGGUCUUGACUCUGGCCACGGAGCAGACCUAUGCCGUGGAGGGGGAGACACCCAUCAACCGCCUGUCCCUGCUGCUCUCAGGCCGGGUUCGUGUGAGCCAGGAUGGGCAGUUUCUGCACUACAUCUUUCCAUACCAGUUCCUGGACUCUCCUGAGUGGGAGUCGCUGCGGCCCUCCGAGGAAGGCCUCUUCCAGGUCACUCUAACUGCCGAGACUGAAUGUAGCUACAUUUCCUGGCCCCGGAAAAGUCUCCACCAUCUUCUGACCAAAGAACGAUACACCUCCCGCCUCUUCGCAGUCCUGCUGGGCUAUGACAUCUCCGAGAAGCUCUACACACUCAACGAGAAGCUCUUUGCUAAGUUUGGACUGCGCUUCGACAUCCGCCUCCCCAGCCUGUACCACGUGCUAGGUCCUUCUGCCUCGGAAGGGGGGCCAGAGUCCGAGAAAGACGAGGAGGAAGGCUUCGCACCAGCCAGGUCUCCUGCUCCAGUGGUGCCCACCUCUGUCCAGCAACCCCCACCUUGUUCUCCCCAUCCAGCUGUCACCAACCCUCCUGCACCUCUGUCCCGGGCCCGGAUGUCCAGGCCUGACAGCAGCGUCCUGGAGACACAAGAUUCUCCUCAUUUCUCCCAGUCUGGCUUUCCAGGGGAGGUGGCAGCAGGCAGAGUCCCCUGACGAAAGGAUCCACCAAGAUGUGGAGGCCAGAAGAGAACCUGUCUCCUCAGCUCCCUGGCUGCACCCUGUUCUCCUGGGUGUCUUCCGGAGGAGACAGUUCUCAGUCACACCGUUUUCAUAUUCUUUCCCUCAGAAAGGUCUGCAAAGUGCCUUGGUGGCUGGCACUGCGGUGAACAACCCUUCCCUUGUGGAACCUCUGGAAAGACUCCCAGGUGGUCCCGAGGCCACCUGCUACCUCCACCUGCCAGGGGCCUCCUGCAUCAGCCGGGAGACCAGCAGCUGCUCCUCGUGUAGCCUGGGGUGCCCCACAACCCCGCAGCUCCCAGGUCCCUCCGCUUUUGUUGUUCAGACUUCAUUUUCCUAAAAAUAGAAGACAGCAGUCUUACAAGUCUUACCAUAUCUCAGUAUAGACUUCUUCUUCUUCUUCUUUUGGUUCUUUGAGAUGGGGUGAUGUAGUCCAGGCUGGCCUCGAACUUGU
Molecule: messenger RNA, 3008 nt
Organism: Chinchilla lanigera (long-tailed chinchilla)
Lineage: Eukaryota; Metazoa; Chordata; Mammalia; Rodentia; Chinchillidae
Gene: Popdc2
Product: popeye domain containing 2
Exons: 4
Coding region: 1451-2530 (359 amino acids)
Cellular component (GO): sarcolemma
Molecular function (GO): cAMP binding
Source: RefSeq, a predicted model, not a curated record